UGAUAUCCAGAACUCCAGAUACCAAUUGUUAAGAAAAAGGCCACUGUUCACAAGACCUUGUUGUUUAAGAAGUCAGUCAUGCCAUUACCUCCGUUAACCAAACCGGUACCCAAACCAGAAAUUAUCAAGAGUAUAUGUGUGUUCUGUGGAGCAAAUGAAAGUGUUGAUUCGUCCUACUUCGAGCAAGCAAAUGCUCUAGGAAACUUAAUGGUUAAGAAGGGCUAUAGUCUCAUUUAUGGAGGACAGGUCGGCUUAAUGGGUGCUGUUGCAAAGGCUGUAGUUGAAGGCGGCGGCAAAGCCAAAGGCAUUGUUCCUGUUCCACUCUACCGAAAUGGUAGCAACCAAUUCACCGAGACGGUCAUCGUUCCUGAUAUGCACACUCGCAAGCAAAUGAUGAGCGAAGAGAGUGACGCUUUCAUCGCUCUUCCCGGUGGCUUUGGUACGAUGGAAGAACUGUUGGAGGUUAUUACAUGGUCUCAAUUGAACAUUCACUCCAAACCCAUCAUUUUGCUGAACACCAAUAAUUACUACGAUCUAUUCACACAAUGGAUCAACCAUUGUGCUGGCGAAAAAUUCAUCAGUGGCAACAAUAAGGAUAUCUUUGUAGUUUGUAACUCGGUUGACGAGGUGGAGGACGCUCUAAACAACUACGAACCCCCAGCCUCCCGCUACGGUCUGGAUUGGACCGACAAAAGCACGGAUCGUAGCAACCUCAUAUAAGCACCUAGGGAAAUAUUCAAGCACAUUUUGGGUUGGUUUUUUUUAGCUGAUAAAUUCACCAUACCGUUAGUAUUGCGAAUUUGGUGAUUAUUGAAGUAGUUGAAGUACACCAUUUUAAACAAAGCAUUGGCGGGCUAACCAUACAUAUGGUAGGAUUCCACUUCCUGCCAUAAGAGAAUUCGAAGAGCCAAC
Molecule: messenger RNA, 912 nt
Organism: Umbelopsis ramanniana AG
Lineage: Eukaryota; Fungi; Mucoromycota; Umbelopsidomycetes; Umbelopsidales; Umbelopsidaceae
Exons: 6
Coding region: 79-720 (213 amino acids)
Biological process (GO): cytokinin biosynthetic process
Cellular component (GO): cytosol
Molecular function (GO): hydrolase activity, hydrolyzing N-glycosyl compounds
Source: RefSeq, a predicted model, not a curated record